AUGUUCUUCUCCCGGGGAUUACCGGAGGCCGACGCGACGCGCCUAGGAGAGGAGCAUCAGGCGGGGGCUCAGUGUAGUUCGCAUGCGAAGGUGACCGUUUUCUCCAUCACUUACGCACUGUCCCGACCCAGCCUGGUCUGCCCCGCCCCCUGCUAUCAGUGCUCUUUGUCUUCCACAGCUGAUGUAGCAGAGUCUGCGCAGGUGCCCGCAGGGCUCGACAGCGUGUCCUCACACAUGCCACGGCGGUUCCACUUUGUGAACCAGAAAGAGACGUGGGACGAAGCGCAGGAACACUGCAGGACAGAAUUCACCGACCUGGCCACUGUGGAAAAUAUGUCUGACAUGACUACGAUGACCAAUGGCAAAGAUGGUUAUAAUAUGGCCUGGAUUGGGUUGAGAAAGGACACUUGGAUGUGGUCACUGCAGGACAAAAAUAAUUGGAAAAAUGCUCAGAAGUACUGCAGGUCACUCAACAUGGACCUGGCCAGUGUGAGGAACCAGACUGAGAACAACACGAUUAGUCAGAUUGCAGAGAAUGUGACGAAUGGGGCAGUGUGGAUCGGCCUGUUCAAAGGAUGGAAAUGGUCUGAUCAAACUAACUCCGUAUUCACAUUCUGGAGAACAGACAAGCUGGCCCUGAUCAGAGAGAAUAAGACCUGGAUGGAGGCGUUCAACUACUGUGAAAGGCGUGACAUGGAGCUGGUCUCGGUCACGGAUGAGGAUACCCAGAGCUGGGCGAGGGAGGUGGCCAGGGGGGCCAGCACGGCUCACGUGUGGAUGGGCCUGUACUACAUUUGCCCCCUUGACGUCUGGUUCUGGAUCAGCGGGGUGACGGUGGGCUGCAACCACUGGGCCGCCGGGAACGGCACCGGGACGGGUGAGUGCUGCCGGGCGGGCGCCCUGCAGUCAGGAGGCGAGCAGAAGUGGGUCAGCCGGCCGAAUACUGAGAGACUCAACUUCAUCUGCAGAGCCUUUUAA
Clupea harengus (Atlantic herring) is the source of this 978-nucleotide messenger RNA. Its product is annotated as C-type mannose receptor 2-like. NCBI's taxonomy places the organism in Eukaryota, Metazoa, Chordata, Actinopteri, Clupeiformes, Clupeidae. The record is from RefSeq and is a predicted model, not a curated record. The transcript has 5 exons. The coding region runs from base 1 to 978 and encodes 325 amino acids.